Messenger RNA from Caenorhabditis auriculariae, 1805 nucleotides. Lineage: Eukaryota; Metazoa; Nematoda; Chromadorea; Rhabditida; Rhabditidae. The record is from the annotation of a GenBank genome assembly.
AUGACCACUUAUCAGGGAGCGCAAAUCAAUAGCGGCGGGAAACGUUGUUAUAAAAGACCAGCAAGACCGAUUUCCCUUGUCUUUUUCGAAACUUUGACAAAUUUCGCAGAAGUCAUGGUCAACUACAAAUUCACUUAUUUCAACCUUCGUGGCUUUGGCGAGCCAGCUCGUUUGGUAGGCUCUUUGGUUUCACUUUGAACGUUCAAAAUGUGUUGAAAUACCUCAUAAUUUUCACGACUUGGCCGUGUCCGCUCGUAGAAUGUCUUGAAGCGCCGCGGCAACCUUGUUCUAAUGCUUUCCGAUGCCUUACUUCCAAAAUCGUUUUGAGUCGGGUGCGGUUUUUUAGAUAAGCCAUUCCUACAAUCAUAUAGAAAUUUAAAUGAUAAACGCGAAGAUCCAAAAAGUGAUAAUUAUGUUUUAAAAAUUGUAUAGUUCGAUCAGAUCGGAUACCUCUCUAUUAAAAAUUUUUGGAAUUGAAGCUUUUUCUCCAGACUUCCCUUAAAUUUUGAAAUUCCUGAGAAUUAUUGUUUUUCCUCCUUAAACUUAUUCUUUUGCAGCUCUUCCACCUGUCUCACACUCCAUUUGAAGAUGAUCGGAUAGAGUUCGAAGAUUGGCUUGAUCGGAAACCAAGUAUUUUCUAACUUCCUUCUUCAAAAUAUAAAGGGUACUUUAGGCACGCCUUUCGGCAAAGUUCCGCUUCUAGAAAUCGACGGCGUUGUGUACAAUCAAUCGCUGGCCAUUACUAGAUAUUUAGCUCAUAAAUUUGGUGAUUCGAAAAAAUCCUAACAUUUAACAAAAUCGUUUAGGACACGGCGGAAAAGACCUUGAAGAGCAGCUAUUGGUAGACAGCUGGGCCGAGCAACAACGACAAUUUUUCAUGGACUCUCAUUCUGCCUAUUCUGGGGCGGUUCGGUUGGGAAAACCGGCCGAGGAACAGGUGAGGAUUUGUUUUAUUCAACAUUAAAUUUAAAGUACGAAUUCUGAAAUAAGAACAGCCGAUACAGCUAGAAAAAAACCCCGAAUUCGGCCUUUUUCUUCUCAUACUCCUUUUACUAAAUUUGAUUUUCGGGUAGACUUAUUAUCCCAAAUCGAGAAAGACAUAUUUUCGUCCAAAAGGAAUUUAAAAAGGAUCACAAAAUAAAUUUUUUGAAGCUAUUGUCGCUCUGAAUGUGCGUCAAUGAAACUGCAGAUGUUUUUUUUUAUCACUUUUAACAAAAUAAAAAAAAAAACUUUCCUCAAUUACCAAUCAGAAUGAGCUUUUUUUAAAGAGGGUGAUUAAGCAGCUGUUUUUAUUACAACUUGAAAGAGGUAAAAAAAUUAAUGUUCCAUUCUUUUUGUUCUUUCCAGCUUUCCAUUUCGCGAAAUGAAAAUCUUUUGGCUAUAGAAUUGGCGUAAGUAGCUCAAUUGAUCUAACUUCAAAUUUUCAGGAAAAACUGCUGAAAGAACUUGAAGCAGCCCUACCCGAAUGGUACACGAAAAUUACGGAUCAGAUCAAAAAAGCGGGCUCAGGUGUGUUUCAGUCAAACAACGAAAAUAACAGAUUACUAAAAUUAAUGGAUAAUUGAAGGUUUUAUCGCCCCCAGUGGCAUAACCUAUGCUGAUCUCUGGAUCGCUGACCACAUAACUUCGCUUCACAAGGCUUUGCCCAAAAUUUUGGAGGAACAUUCUGAGGUUUUUUUCGUAUCUUUUUUUUUUUUUGUAAAUUCAAUACACUCAACUUUCAGAUCGCCAACUAUCACAAGCGGGUCCACGAGAUUCCUGAGAUUGCCCAGUACAUCACAACGCGACCAGAUACGGCAAUUUAA